Nestor notabilis (Kea) is the source of this 585-nucleotide messenger RNA. RefSeq names its product butyrophilin subfamily 1 member A1-like. NCBI's taxonomy places the organism in Eukaryota, Metazoa, Chordata, Aves, Psittaciformes, Psittacidae. The transcript has 2 exons. The coding region runs from base 1 to 585 and encodes 194 amino acids. Gene Ontology annotation, molecular function: protein binding. The record is from RefSeq and is a predicted model, not a curated record.
AUGUCAUUCCUCCUCAAGCCACGGCCACGCACGUGGGAUCUCGCCCUGGAUUAUCACACAGUGAAGCAGUUUGAAGUGGAUGUGACCCUGGACCCGGCCACCGUGGGCCCUGAAGUGAUCCUGUCCGAGGACCUCAAAGCAGCCUCUUGGGGUAGACCUGGCCUCCGCUGGCGCGAUGCUCCGGACCGGUUCGACACGGACCCCUGCAUGCUGGGCAGGGAGGGCUUCACCUCGGGGCGCCACUACUGGGAGCUGGAGGCCACGGGGCGGUUCUGGGCCGUGGGGGUGGCCCUUGAGUCGGUGCAGAGGAAGGGCCGGGUCCUCUUCAAGCCCAGCACCGAGAUCUGGGGCCUGCAGAAGUACGAUGAGCUCUGCGUGGCCCUCACGGCUCCGUCCAACACCUCCGUCCCGCUGUGCAAUGGGGACAUCGGCGUCUACCUGGACUAUGAGGUGGGACAAGUGUCCUUCUAUGCCGUGGGCAGCCGCCAGCGCAUCUUCACCUUCCCUGUGGGCUCCUUCAGUGGGGAGAGGGUGUUCCCCUACUUCUGUGUGCUCCUCUCCACCAUCAGACUCUCUAAGGGUUGA